Bombina bombina (fire-bellied toad) is the source of this 2209-nucleotide messenger RNA. It is a transcript of the gene RNFT2, whose product is annotated as ring finger protein, transmembrane 2. Lineage: Eukaryota; Metazoa; Chordata; Amphibia; Anura; Bombinatoridae. Gene Ontology annotation, molecular function: ubiquitin protein ligase activity. The record is from RefSeq and is a predicted model, not a curated record. The transcript has 10 exons. Gene Ontology annotation, biological process: positive regulation of ERAD pathway. The coding region runs from base 307 to 1662 and encodes 451 amino acids.
AGACCGCUUUACAAUUUUCACGGCCACAGUCACGGGAUCUCUCCAAGUGACCCGGUACAGGAAGCCAUUGUCACAGCUCGCCUCGCCAUUGGAUAAGCUUCAGUGACGUAAUUGCGCUUACGGCAGCUCAGGAGGGGUCAGAUGUAGACUAAGGAAAAUAAAGGAGAAGGAGCCACAUAUUCAGAUUACCAAAUCCUAUAUAUUGCUGCAACACAACUUGGAAAGAGAACACUCAUGUAUUCUGGAAUCUCCUUCAAGGCUGAACAUUUCUGCCUGUCGUUCUCCACUUUUGAUGGUACAUUUUAAAUGUAUUGUUUUAAGGUUUUGAAAACAAUGCAGAGACGCCACAGCAGCCUCACGGACAACCCUCCUCCAGAAAGGAGCCGCAGUCAGAACUUGAACUCUGAUACUAAUGUGGAUGAUGGAAGUUUUAAUGGAUUAAAGCAAGACAGCCCGUCUUCUCAACAUUUAUUCUCCAGCUUAGCAGGUCUUCAGUCUGGUCCUAUCACAGUUCAAACAGGCUUAGUUCUGGGCUCCACAGCCGGAGGAGGUGAGGUUUUCAUACAGAUGCCUCCUCCACUCAGGGAAGAGAUUGGAAGUCGCACUGAGGCUAGUGCGUUCUCUCACCACCAUCCUCAUCACCGCCAGCUGCCUCAGCCACCAGCGCAUCAUCCACAGCAUCAUUUCCAACAUUCACACUCACGCCCAUCCCUGCUGCAUAGUGCUACUACAGAACGACAUAGAGAGGAAAGUAACGAAGAGCCUGGAACUCCUGCACCAGCCCUUUCUGAACUUAAGGCCAUUGUCUCCUGGCUACAGAAGGGGCUGCCAUUCAUACUCAUCUUACUCGCAAAAGUCUGCUUUCAGCAUCAGCUUGGGAUAGCAGUGUGCAUCGGCAUGGCCAGCACUUUUGCAUAUGCUAAUUCCUCUGUCAAACACCAGGUGUCUCUAAAGGAGAAGCGAUCUGUGUUGGCAGUGUUCUGGAUUCUGAUGUUCCUAAUAGGCAACACACUUUACCUUCUUUAUAGCUUCAGGUCUCAACAACUCUACUACAGCUUUAUUUUCUUGAAACCCAAUCUGGAAGGCCUGGAUUUCUUUGAGCUAAUGUGGGUCGUGGGCAUUUCUGACUUUGUCUUGAAGUACAUCACAGUAUCUCUGAAGUGUCUAAUCCUCGCCCUACCCAGACUUGUAUUAGCUGUAAAAUCAAAGGGUAAAUUUUAUCUGCUGAUUGAAGAGCUGAGCCAGCUGGUCCGCUCCUUGGUGCCAAUCCAGUUAUGGUAUAAAUAUAUCAUGGGGGAUGAUCCUUCUAGCACCUACUUCUUAGGAGGAAUUUUGAUAAUUCUUUACAGUCUUUGUAAGUCUUUUGAUAUCUGUGGCCGCAUUGGGGGUUUAAGAAAAGCUCUAAGAAUAUUCUGCCAUCCUCAGAAAUAUGGAGUUCGGGCCACUAAUCAGCAGUGCACUGAAGCUGGAGAUAUCUGUGCCAUCUGCCAAGCAGAUUUCAAAGAUCCAUUAAUUCUGAUGUGCCAGCAUGUGUUCUGUGAGGAGUGCUUGUGCCUUUGGUUUGACAGAGAGAGAACUUGCCCACUCUGCCGCUCUGUUGCUGUUGAAACUUUACGUUUGUGGAAGGACGGUUCAACUUCUGCUCACUUCCAGGUGUACUGAGUCUUGUGCUGCAGCCUGCUAGUAAUUUAAUAUGUGUUCAGCACAAGUCUAGAAUUGCAUGAUGAUCAGAGGUAUAUACCAUUUAACUGAUUGUAAUGAAAAACAUCAACAAAUACUUUUUUAUUUGUCUUCAAUGGCAAUUUCCUGUCUUUAUACUUAUUUUUUUAAGGACUGUGAUGAUGGGCUCAUAAAAUAUUUCAAUCUUCUUUAUUGUGUCCUUUAUCUGCUCCUCAUAUGUUGACGUAUGCUAUAAUUUUUUGUAUAUACCUACACAGAUGACCAGCCCAGAUACUGCAUGAGACCUAACAUGUAAUUAGUUUUACAGUAAUGCAUUGACAAUGACAUUUAAUGCUAAGGGAUAACAAAUACAGCCUAUACCUAUCUAUUUGACAACUACCCUAUCUAAUAGACAAUCAAGGCUGCUGUAACUUUUUAAUGUAAUUGCAUUAAAGGGAUACUAAGCUUAAAUUGUUUCUUUCGUGAUUCAGAUAGAGGAUACACUUUUAAGCAUCUUUCUAAUUUAAUCCUAUUAUCAUUUUUUCUUCGU